Molecule: messenger RNA, 810 nt
Organism: Vavraia culicis subsp. floridensis
Lineage: Eukaryota; Fungi; Microsporidia; Pleistophoridae
Exons: 1
Source: RefSeq, a predicted model, not a curated record
GAAAGAGGACCUACCGAUAAUGAAAAUACCAUAAAAAGGGAUGAAAAUAGCAAUAACAAAGGACCAUGCAGCAAUUAUAAUAAGAAUGCGUAUGAACUUAGUACGUAUCGGAGCAGCACAUGUGAGCAGGUUUACAAGAACUUUAAAGGAUUGGAAUGGACUGUUCCUGGCAUUUAUCCAGAAAAUAGCGAUAGAUUGCAUAUGAAAGGGGUGGUGGUACCAUUUGGUGGAAGUAACGGGGCUGAAACGAGGAAUGUUCGCAGUGAAGAUCGGUUUAAAAAACUUAUCGGCUUAGAAAAUGUUUUUGAUCCGGAAAGAAACGAUAAAAAUUUAAACACGUACAAUGAACCGUUGGAGAAGUUCGUUGAAGAAAGAUUGCUAAGAAAUGUACAGAGAGGGUGUGAUAUUAGUGAAAAGACCGAAAAUGGAACUGAUAUAAUGAAAAGUAUCUUUAGUGGUAGCAGGUACCGGUCACUGAACAGAAAUACGAUAAACAACAAGCAUGUGAUGGUCAUAGAAAACAGAGAAGAGGAUCAAAUGUACAUUGUUAAGUUCCUUUCUGCUCUUCCUGUCACAAUUACCACCGAUUAUUUACAAGCGGACAUCCUCAUAAUAUCGGAGAAGUCUGUUGAUAAUUACGUGCUGGUCAAGACGUUCUUAGAGAACGCAAAGGUUGUGAUCCUCACGCUAGAUUUGUUCGAUGAAAAGAGGUGCUAUGAGUAUCUGAGAAUGGGUGUUAAAGAGGUGGUUGUAAAACCUUACUGUAUUGAUACAUUAUUCGCCUUGUUAGAGAAAUACAUUGAGCCGUAG